AUGAGGUGCUUGAUAGCGCUGCUUCAAAGUUUUCGCUGCCUUUCUUCCGGAGCGUUUGAAUGUUUCCGAAUCAGAAACGAGAGCCUAUUCGAAAGCAGCUUUCCACACCGGCCCGUCAAGGCCAGCGUGGCUUGCAGCGUCACGUUGCGCAAGCUUUCCGCUCUCGGGAUCCGAGAUGAAGUAUGUGGGCUGAACAGCAAACACACAAGAAGCCCUGAGCACCACUGCGUCUGA
Molecule: messenger RNA, 234 nt
Organism: Pseudozyma hubeiensis SY62
Lineage: Eukaryota; Fungi; Basidiomycota; Ustilaginomycetes; Ustilaginales; Ustilaginaceae
Exons: 1
Coding region: 1-234 (77 amino acids)
Source: RefSeq, a predicted model, not a curated record